Apus apus (common swift) is the source of this 1545-nucleotide messenger RNA. RefSeq names its product zinc finger CCHC-type containing 17 (gene ZCCHC17). The record is from RefSeq and is a predicted model, not a curated record. The coding region runs from base 229 to 954 and encodes 241 amino acids. Gene Ontology annotation, biological process: RNA stabilization. NCBI's taxonomy places the organism in Eukaryota, Metazoa, Chordata, Aves, Apodiformes, Apodidae. Gene Ontology annotation, molecular function: RNA binding; zinc ion binding. The transcript is spliced from 8 exons.
GGAGGGAGGGAAAUGGCGGCUGAGGGCGGCGGGUGAUGGCGGCGGGGGCUGGGCCUGCACCGCUCCCUGCUCCGCGGUCGGUCCGUUCCCCGUGGCCCAUCCCUGCUCCGGGGCCCGUCCCUGCCCCCUGAUCCCGGUCCCGGCCCAGCCCGGACCCUCCAACCCCGCAGCCCCCAACGCGGGACGGGAUCGCGCAGCAGCCGGCGGUGACUUCAUCCCGGCCCCGCCAUGGAGCCGCUGCCCGAGCUCUAUGCCAUCUUCCAGGGAGAGGUUGCUACAGUGACCGAAUAUGGGGCAUUUAUAAAAAUUCCAGGCUGCAGGAAACAAGGCCUUGUCCACAGGACUCACAUGUCCUCCUGCCACGUGGACAAACCCUCAGAGAUCGUGGACGUUGGAGACAAAGUGUGGGUGAAGCUCAUUGGGAAAGAGGUGAAAGAUGACAAACUGAAGCUUUCCCUCUCCAUGAAGGUUGUUAACCAAGGCACAGGAAAAGACCUCGAUCCAAACAAUGUUUCCCUUGACCAGGAUGAGAGGAAGAAACGCACCUUCAGAGACUACACAAGUCAGAAGAUCACUCUUGAAGCUGUCCUGAACACUGUGUGCAAGAAAUGUGGGUGCAAAGGUCAUUUUGCCAAGGAGUGUUUCAUGCAGCCUGGAGGUACCAAAUACAGCCUCAUUCCAGAGGAGGAGGAAGAGGAGGUGACAGCAGCAGGAUGUGAAAGAGAUAAAAAGACCAGGGUGGCUGAUGAUGAUUCUUCAAAAAAAAGGAAGAAGGAGAAGAAGAAGAAGAAGAAGCACAAGAAUAAGCAGUCCUCGGAGUCGGGCUCGGACAGCUCGGACUCGGAGAGCGAUGGAGCUCAGCCAGCCAGCAAGAGGACCAAGCAAUCUGGGAAGCCCAGCAAGACUCAGAAGAAGAAGAAGAAAAAGAAGCACAAGAAGAAGCCCCGGGACUGAGCAGGCAGGCAGGAGUGCUGGUGUUUUGAGUCCCCAGCAUGCCCCUUGCUCCAGGGACAAGGAAUUCUCCUAAGAGUAACACUUGGUGUGUGAUGUUGCCUUUGACAGGGGUUGUCCUGUUACCACAGGUGCAGGGCCUUAUUUUCUCUCACCAGUGGGCACACCUGCCAAGACUGGCUCUUUACACCCCUUCAUCAGCACCUCUCCUGUCCUGUAGCUUCAUGUCUCACUGUGGGUGAGCUGCCAGCACUCCUCGGCUCCCCCAGCUGGGCACCCAGCCUGUGUCACAUCAGCUCCCAUCCUGGUGCCCGUGGAAGGUGGAGCCACACAGCCAUGCUCUCCCUGCUUGCCCCUACACCACACUGGGGACAGGGCUGGUUGUUGCUGGGCCCUGUGAUGGGGCUACAUCCUCCCAGCCCAUAAUGCUGUGGAGCUGCUUGGUUUUGGUACAAACCCUCCCCCAGCCUCAUUCAUUUUGUCUGCAGAGUUAAGAAGCAAAUGGGGGAAUGGAGAUAUUUUAAGGAAACAUGAACUGUGGUGUGUUUGCCGCUUUGGUAAGUGGUGGAAAAUAAAUCUCUCCAAUCUCCAGUU